UCCUGCAACGAAAUACUGAAGAGACCAAAAAUUAGUAGUUAGUAGAAUCACAAAGAAUACUCGUUACCGACAUUUGAGAUGAGAGACAAUUGCCAUGCCAUUGAGACCUACGAUGUCGGCAGUAGCCAAAUUGUUACUGUCCGAACUAAAGGUGGCGAAAGUGGAUAUCGCGAGAGAAGURACGAGAGAAGUGACGAUGGUUUCGUGUUUCACGACACAAAUACCGUUUCCACAGGURCAGCAACGGCAUCCACGGAAGAAACAUAUGUGGAAGACAUGGAUGUUUCGUAUGCAGCGGCAAGUUCCUGUUCAGCGCAACAUCAUAAAUCUGGUGGUAAUCCCACAUCACAUCAGCAGGAACUAAGCACCGAUCUCGACUGGUCGUUUCUGCGAGAGGGUCAGCUUUUCGAUCGCAAGGAACAACAGAARCAGCUCCUGGAAAUUUUUCGACGUAAACACCAUACCAACAAAGAUUUUGUCCUUGUUUCGGGCUUGUCUGGUACAGGUAAAACAGUUUUGGUGCAAGAGACACUGAAAGAUCCUGCAGUAAACGCGGGUGGCUACUUCUUGCUAGGAAAGCUCGAUCAAUUGAACAAGAAGAGCCCACAGCGGCCAUAUGCUCCUUUUGUCGCAGCCUUUUCGAAGUUCGUGGACCUUGUGGCAAAGAGGGAAAAUGAGGCUGAGACAAUUCGGGCCCUGACAUCCUCCCACAUGAUACAGGGAGAUAUUGAUCUCUUGUUAGAGACCUUUCCAUCUUUGACRAGCAUUAUUCGGCCCAUGGAACACAAUGACGGGAACAAACACACAGAGAAAUCCGAURCCAGCAAMCACGGUCAGAACACGAACCAUGCUCGUUUGUUUUCCAACAAUAUUCAUGACCGGAACAAAUCAAAACAAAACGAGAACCAGAAUCAACGACAGCAAAUUGGCAAAKCAAAGUUCACGACUGCCGACAAUCAGAAACAACUGGCUCGAAUCGUCCGGWCCUUUUUAGAGUGCAUUUCCAAUCCAGACACYCGACCGAUCGUCUUGCUGRUUGAUGAUCUACAGUGGGCAGACUCAGGGACGCUAGUCUUGUUGCAUUCCUUGUUACAAGCGGAAAAKCUGAGAGACAAGAAACCAACUACAAACAUCAGCAACGACUUUAACAGCGGUUUGUUGCUGGUGGGAACAUGCAGACACAAUGAGGUCGGUCUUGACGACGACCUGGCCAAAUUUUUGCGCACCUUAGAGGACGAAGGCAAGGUUACGAUUCGACAAAUCGAGAUUUCCAACCUGUCGCGUCAGGCGUGUGGAGAACUUGUGGCUCGGAUUYUAGGCUUUCCCGGCGAUAAAUAUCAAAGUCACCAAKGCAAAGAAUCGCUAGCUCCCCUUGUCGAUAUCGCCUACGGACAAACGCAAGGAAAUGCUUUCUUACUGUUGCAAUUCCUUCGAUCUCUUCACGAAGAAGGAUAUUUGAAGGUUCAAUCACAACCUCGACAAACGACAUCAUCAUUACCAACGAAGCACGAGUGGCUGUGGAACGAGGAAGUAAUCCGAGGUAGCAAUCUUCACGGUGCAGUGCGAGCCACCUCUGAUGCUACUCCGGACCCGGUCUUGAUAAUGGCAUACCAAAUGAUGCGUUUACCCCCUCACGUUCAGGAAACACUCAAAGUAGCAGCAUGUCUCGGGGCGGAAUUCAGUGAGGAACUUCUUUACCGAGCAAUGCCAUGUACAGUCCCAAUAACAGUGGCAGAUUCAUCAUCMAUCGAAAAAGGAGAUUUAGUUUCAGAAUCUUUGGAUUUGAUGAUCUUCAAAGAACUAGUGAGAAUUAACUCUGGCAGCGGGAGGUUUCAGUUUUGUCACGAUAAGAUCCAACAGGCUGCACUUACUCUGAUACCAGAACAACAACGAGACCUCUAUUGCACCAACAUCGGGCGGAGGAUACUCGAACACGCACAAGCUCAAGCCAAUAGUAUUCCAAACGAGGACAGCGAGUAUUGCAUUUUUUUAAUCGUUAACUUGUUGUCACAUGGGAUUUCGGCCGACAUAAUCAAAGAGCCCGUUGAAAAAAUGAUGGUCGCUACCGUUUUGUUGGAGGCGGGGGAAUUGGCAGCCGCAAUGAGCGACUUUGCAACAGCGGCUACAUAUCUAAAUCUUGGGAUCGAGUGUCUACAAAGCAACUUUAUCUGCGUGAAGAACGGUUAUUGGAAACACGAAUACAACUUUUCACUAGCCAUCUACAACGCGGCAGCUGAAGUUGAGUACUGCACAGCGAAUUUCGAACGCAUGGAUUGCUUUAUAAAGGAGAUCUUAUUGAACGCCCGAUGCUUUCAGGACAAGAUGAGGGCCUAUAUCACAAUGAUCUAUUCUCUCGGCAGUCGCGAGCGCCUCCUCGAAGCAAUUGCCCAGGGCUUCAGUCUAUUGGAAGUCUUGGGAGAGCACUUUCCGAGACGAGACAACAAGAUUUUCCUCCUGUUCGAUCUAAUAAAAACGAAACGGAUGGUUAAGACCUCUGUCGAUUUCUAUGGCGAUCUUGACCGGCUCCCCCUGAUGCAAGACGAGAGAAAAUUGGCAGCGAUACAGAUACUAAACAUCAUAUUUCCGUACUGUAUGAUGCUGAAACAUCCUAAAACUCCCCUUGCCGCCUUUCGAAUGGUCCAGCUCUCAGUCAAGCACGGUUUCACAGAGACUUCUGCCACUGGGUUCUCUGGAUAUGGACUUAUGCUAUCUUCUAUUGGAGACUUUAUGAAUGGCAACCGGAACGGGAAGUUUGCGCUUCGAUUGCUCGAUCGAUUCCAAGCAAAGCAUUUGAUACCCCGAGUCUAUUCUAUGUAUUAUGGUUUUAUUAGCAAUUGGAACACGGUACGAUAUGAAAUGAAUUGGUCGUUGCUUGGUCUCUUUUUUGGGUGACAGUUUUCAAGCUCYUCUACCAYAGAUCGUACAACGUGUAGCGAUUUUGUUAUUUUGUGGUUACUGUGUCUAAUUGUCGAAUACYUGUUGCUGUUUUGUUGCAUUUGUGGUCUUUACUUUCAAUGAUCUGCCAUUCAACUUUACUCUYGUAGCCACUGAAGUUGAAUCUCAAGCCUACGAUGGAUGGUCACAAAGCAGGCCUUUCAACAGGUGACAUCGAGUUCGCAAUGGUCAAUGCCGUUUUAUACGCAACAAAUUCCUUCCAUGCUGGGCAGCCCCUCGCUAAAAUCCAGGCAGAAGUAUUCAAGCUCCAAGAAUUGACCAUCCUAUUUCGACAGAAAUCUUGCGAGUCUGUCAUUAGUCCCAUCCUUCAACAAGUAUACAAUCUUCGAUCAAGCAACCACAGCAUCGUUGCGAGUGAACAACYGCCAUGGAUACUGACCGGAACUGCAUGUAACGAGGAACAACUUGUGAGUGAAGCAUUGGUAUCUAACAACGUCAUGUGCUUGAGUCAGUUUAAUUUCCGAAAACUAUGGAUGGCCUACGUUUUCCGCAAUUAUGACGUUGCCUUUGAAAUGGCGGAGAAAAGCCGGAUCACAAUAAAGAGUUCCCCGGCUUCAUUCAUGGUCUUCUCGCACUAUUUCUUUGAGGGAAUGACGUGCAUGGCGUUGGCUGCAAAUCUAAAUGGUACGAAACAAAAGAGAAAACGAAAAARAUUCCGGAAACUUGCAGCGAAAUGCCUCAAGACCAUGAAUAAGUACAYGAACCAUUGCAAACUGAAUUGCCAAAACAAGGUUCUGAUGCUCGAGGCAGAAUUMAAAAUUGCACAAGGGGAUCUGGCAGGGGGCCUCGAACUCUUCAAAAAGUCGGCGUCCAUUUCGCAUCAGGAAGGUCUGAUGCACGAACAAGCGAUUGCGUACGAGCGGGCGGGAUUGGCUGUGCUCUCGCACCAGGCCUACAACCCAAGCAACGCCAACACUGAUAAUAAACCUUCCUCUUCACCACCGUCGCCUUCGUCGGUGUCAAUAACGCUGUCGAAUGACCAAGCAAGCAAACUCCAGCAGCAAAACCACGUCGACUCGAGUCACUAUUUUUUUGGAAAAUCAAUUGCGCAGUACAAGCUAUGGGGAGCAACCGCGAAAGUGGAGCACAUGAUUGCARAGGGGCACGGUGGGUCAUGACCCAAUMACCGGUGCGCUGAUUCAUUUUGGACUAGGACUACGUUAACAAUGCCUCCCUGCCUACCACGCCAAAAAAGUGGYCUUUUCUGU
This is a messenger RNA of Pseudo-nitzschia multistriata, 4163 nucleotides long. The record is from the annotation of a GenBank genome assembly. Lineage: Eukaryota; Bacillariophyta; Bacillariophyceae; Bacillariales; Bacillariaceae.